This is a messenger RNA of Nomia melanderi (Alkali bee), 3189 nucleotides long. It is a transcript of the gene msl-2, whose product is annotated as male-specific lethal 2. Gene Ontology annotation, cellular component: MSL complex. Gene Ontology annotation, molecular function: ubiquitin protein ligase activity. Lineage: Eukaryota; Metazoa; Arthropoda; Insecta; Hymenoptera; Halictidae. The record is from RefSeq and is a predicted model, not a curated record. Gene Ontology annotation, biological process: protein ubiquitination.
UCAAAGUAACUCCAAGGAGCCCUCUAUGAAUGUAAACGAUAGAAAAUUAAAUAUGGCUGAUGUUUUGUUUGUGUGUAUUGACAAUGUCGUGUUGCUUUGUUUAGUUAAUUUCCCGGUGUAAUAAUACGUAUUGCUCGUGGAAAAUUUAGGAAAAAAAUGAACGCCACGAGUCUUUACGUAUCGACGUGUCGGUUAGUUUUACAAGCAGACGCUGAUGAUCCGAAUUCGUGGACAGAUCUAUAUAGGCUAGUUCCGUAUUUGCGACAAAGCCUUAGUUGUACUGUGUGUUCAAAUUUAUUAAUUGAACCCCAUACGCCGACUGAAACGAAUUGUCAGCAUCAUGUGUGUCGUGGGUGCAGAGGUGGACGUAAAAAACUUAAACCUUCGUGUGGCUGGUGCAAGGACUAUGACAAAUAUGUCGAAAAUGUUCAGUUACGAAUAUUGUUACAGUGUUAUAAAAAACUGUGUGAAUACUUGACAAAUACAAACAUUUAUCGAAGUUUAAUACUUUCAGUGUCUUCCAAUAAAACAGGCAAUAGUGCGUCUGCUAUUGGUGUUACAAGUCUUAUGGAACUUAUACAAGAAGGUUCCGGCUUCAAAGACGAAUUUAAAAGUACUGCUGGUUUAUCAAAAUCUGCGUAUAGUAUUUUACCAUGUGUUUACACAAGUACAACUUCGACCCAGACUCAAGGAAACACUAUACAAAGUUCUGAAACGAUAUCACAAAGUAUAUCUGAAUCACCUGCUAUUCGUACUGUAUCAAACGGAUCUUCGAUAUACUCUGUGAUGUAUGCUGGAUCUGGUAACAAAAUAACAAUAAAACGGAAAGCAGCUGCUACGGAAGAUACAGAAGUAGGACAACAGGAUAUGGAUGGAAAUCAACACAGCUCUGUAGGAGGGGUAAAAUGUAUUCCAUCUUCCCACCUUAAAUAUGGGACCCCUUCUCAGAAAAAAUCUUCAAAAGGCAGCAAAUCGUCUGGUUUUAAAAAACCAAGGUCAAGUUCUGCUCGGAGUAAAAGAAAAGGAUGUAGAUGUGGUAAUGCUACAGCAAUACCUGGAAAAUUAACGUGUUGUGGUCAACGGUGUCCCUGUUAUGUUGAAAGUAAACCUUGCGUGGAAUGUAGGUGCAGAGGUUGUAGAAAUCCUCACACAGCGGAUGGAUUAAAGAUUCGUCCGCAUAUACCUGAAUUACAUAAUUUACAGUUACAAUUAUCAGCUCCUUUGGACUGCGAUACAUUAAAUUCAGAUCCAUUAGGAUCAGUACCACAAUGCCUUUCAACUUCCCCAACUACAAUUCAAGUAUUAAAUGUUUAUUCAACUCCGAGAUUAGAUAUCGAUAAUGUACCACAAAAUCUACCUGCCGCCUUGUUAGUAGGAGAAGAUGCUAUGAUUAGUACUGAAAGUGAAGCUGAAGACAGUGAUAUACAAAUUGAUGUGUGACAAUUCAAAUGACAUUGUCAAAUGUCAUGUUUAACGUAAGUUUCAGAGUAAUCAGUCGACUAUUGAAAUAAAAAGUUAUGGUUUUUAAUCUAUAAUUAUAUUACGAAAUAAUAAAUAUAUUUUUAUCACUCAUAAAUUAUCUAUAUUAUGCCAUUUUAAAAAGUUUAGAGAACUAAGUUUGUGUAAGUAUAAAUAAAUUUAUUUCCAGUGUAAAGAUAAAAUAUUUUAUUCCAUUUUUUAUUUGUAUCAUAAUUCGUAAUUUUUUACUGUAUUUUAUAUUUAAUCAAAUUCAUCUAUAUUCCAAUCAUUACUUUUAUUGUUUGUAUUCAACUUGUAUAUACGUCUAUUGUACUUCCCUAAUUUUUUAACAUGUGCAUAGAUAAGUAUGCUUGUAGCAUUGCAAAAAAAUACCUCUAUGUCCAUAUACAUGUUGUGCCAUACACUAAAUCUGCUUAUUAUUAUGUAUUUAAAAUAUUUAAGGUAAAAGACAAAAAGUUUCAAUUGUCUAUAAAUGGCAUUUGAUAUAAGAAAUAGUAAAUUGGCAAGAAAAACAUAGACAACAGAACAUAUAGUUUAACUAUUUCUCUCUUUGUUCACUGAAAAUAGUUAUUUUAUAGAUACAUUAAUUACAUGAUGUGAAAAGAUCAAUGAACAUACAAACUUUAUAAAAAAUAUGGAUCAAAAACAGAUUUUUCCAAAAGAACGUUUAUAAUUUCAAUAUCAUUAUUUAAAAUAUUGCGAUUAUAUUGCUUACUAUAAGCUGUUUUUAAAAAAAUAAGCUGUAAUAAGAACAUUAUUUUUAAUAGUUCAAUCAAUAGCUAAAUCAUUUUAACGAAGUGAAUAUUCAAAAAGAUAUAUUUGUUUUGUUUGCUUUUGCAAGAUUCUUUACUUUCUACAUUAAAUACAUUGUUGCCCCUCCUUUUUUAUCAUUAAAAGAGAUCAUUCACUUUUUUUCGAUGAAAAAGCUUAUUUGUAACGAUCAAAUAUUAUAUUUUUUAUAUAUUUUUCGUAUUAAUUAAUAUGGUUGUUACAUGUGAACGUAUUACAUUUGGUAUAUUGCUCUUAUAAAAAAACUUUAUUUGUACAUUUGGUUUAAAAUAUUUUUAUAGUAUAUGAGGUUCUAGAGAAAUUAAAAUUAUUUUAUGGAAUUGUUGAUCACUGAUACCUUUAAUUCAAAAUGUAAGUGUAACUAGAUAUAGGUACACUUUACCAACAUUGUCAACGAAUUCAAAAUUAAUAAUAAAUUUUUGAUUCCAUAUCAAAUUAUGGAAUACUGUAAAUUAUUGUGAAAUAUUAUAUAUACCUAUUUAAAAUAAUUAUAUAGUUUAAAUCUUCAAUGAUGUGAUAAAUAUUAUUAAUUUUACUUAUAAUUGUUUAUAAUUUUCUGUUACCAAUACUUAUGUUAGGCAAAACAUGAGUAUUUAUAUAUUUGUAAAAUAGUAUAUACAUAUAUAUAUAUAUAUAUAUUUUGUAGAUACGUGGUUUAGUAUUUUUCUCAAUAUUAGCUGUAUUUCAAAAUACAUUAUGUGAAACCUCUGGCAAAACUUUAUUUACAACACAUUUAUAAAAAAUUAAAAAAUUAAUUGAACAACAAAAUAAGUGUGAAAUGUAUUAUAUAUACAUAAUGAUGUUUGCAUUCAAGUUAUGAGCUAAAAUUUACUUAAAUUAAUUGAAACUGGUGGAAUGUAAUGUUGAUGAUUGUAAGUUUCAUUUUAUCCUAAAAUAUUAUUAUUUACUCUAUGUUUAUGU